CAAUUUUUGACAUUGACAUUAUUUAGUUAUCGAGUAUUGACUAUUGAGUGGGUCUUGAAUAAAUUACAAAAAAAUUAAGUCUUUGUACAGGACUACAGGCUACAGGUUGUAUCCAGUAGUUUCUGACUGUAAGUCUAGACUUGUAUAAUAGGUCCAAAUGAAGUAUUGAUUUUUAAAAUGGAUAAAAAUUACAUUAAAAACGUACUAGAAGGAUUAAAUUCCUCGUCAUCUAGACGUAUUCAAGAUAGUCUUUUAAACAUUAAAUCUAAAAUAAUAAUAAAUGAUAAAGGAAUUAAAUUAUUUCGUGAUUGUGGAGGCUUAAACUACCUAUUGCCCCAUUUGCGUAAGCCCAAUGAAAGUAUACUAGAUAUAACACUAAGUAUAUUAGGAAACUUGUGUUUGGAAGAAAAAAGUAAUGUUUUGAUUGGAAAAUUAAAUAGUUACGGGCCGCUGGUAACGAUAUUGAACACGGUAUGUCGAGAUAGUAUCCUCGGAAGGACAUCUCGCGUUAUUGGUAAUUUAGCACAUAACCAAAACAAUGCAGAAAAUUUACAUUGCCAUGGAGCUGUCAAGGCAUUAGUUACCCUUAUCGAGAAUAGAGAUAAGAACACGUCAUAUGCUACACUUUCGAUGGCUGUGAGAGCCAUUCGACAAUUAUGGAUGAUAAAAGAAAAAAGAAAUGAAAUGUUAAACCUGAAUGCAGUACGAUGUGUAUCAGUUCUACUCACGACAGAGUGCGAAAGCAUCGGUAUAAUAAAAUCUACUAAUGUAGAUAAAGAAAUUCAGGAACCUAAAAAAAGUCAAGAGGAACUUAUAAACGCUAUACUGAAAUGCUUAGGAUAUUUUACUACAUAUCCCGUAUCUAGUUGUGCUGAACAGAUCCAAGGUUAUGGUAGCGGAUAUCAAUGUCUUGUGGCCCUAACAAAGACCCAUGAAUCAAUAGCUCUUAAAUGCUUAAUGAAUCUAUGCUACCUCUCUACAUGCCGACCUUUGUUAGGUAUAGCUGGUCUAGUCGAAUGUUUAGUGAGCAUACUUCAAAAACACUCAGACGUGUCGUGUUGGCCCGAAGGUGCGGCGAAGGCUCUCGCACAACUGAGCGGGGAAUCCGUAAAUCGAUCACGUUUACGUCGCUGUGGAGGCUUACCCUUACUUGUUGCAGCCGCAAGAGAUCACCCACACGCUAUGCACGCACUCCUGCAAUAUGUUUUUGAUGAUACAUCUUUCCAAAUACUGAUUCACGAAGGUCUCGUCGGUCUGCUCACUGAUAAACUUAAAGAAUAUAUUUUAACAAUGGAAUAUGACCAUAAUCUUGAAAGUGUGGAACCUGGAAGUUCUACUGAACCAUUUAGACGCAAGCAGAGACCAAAAACAGAACCGAGUUCCGUAUAUGAUAUGGCUUUACAAAAUUUAACUACAAAUAAUCUAGGUGCAGGUUUAUUUACGAGACGAAAAAGUCUUUUACUAUCGGAAACUGGAGACGAUUUAAAGGUUGUGAUUGAAAGAGAUAACAUGAUUGUUGGAUUCGUUGACGCCAUCGACAGCGAUGGUUCCGAGGACAGUGAUAGUGAAGAAGAAGAGUCGCCUCCACCGCCCCCGUCGCGUAAAAAAGGACUUAAAAGAGGGCGGUCAAAAAGUCCGAAAAUGGUUAAAAAGAAAUCCCAUUUAAUAAAAAUGGCUAGCAAGGACUGGUCAGCAGGGGUAUACUGGGAACCAAAGAGUCCCGAAUGGCCAUCUCUUUAUCAAUCGUUUCCUACAGACAUGAGUCCCAAUCGAGACAAAGGUCAUAUGUCUCCAAUAUCAGAUGGAAAUUUUUCUGACUUUAGUCCUGAACACAGAGGAUCUUCUAAUAAACGCAAUCGAUGGGAUUGGAGCCCUGAUUCUGGAGCAAGUGGUGGGGAAGGAAGUUCAACAUCUCCGAACCAUUCCAACUAUCAGUGGAGUCCUAGUAGCUCCGGUCCAUCCUCUCCGUACAGCACAAAUGAUGAAAGUUCGGAUUCGGAGAUAUCUGGACGUUAUUCGCCGGUCUGCAGUGAUUCAGAAAGUGAUUCAGAGAAUGAAGAAAAGAAGACCGUUAGCAAUUUAAAAUCUUCACAAGUUGCUCAAGAUUUAGAUGAACUUAUGGACGACGAAAGUAAUGAUGAGGAGCCCCCUUCAGAUGAUGUAUGCAAAAUAGAUAUAAACUCAAAGACAUCAGAAAUUGCCUGCGUGAUGGUGCUGCUAUUUCGUGUGUCCCACGGAACAUGCACAACUUGCGGUAGCAUUCGCGAUGACCCUGUUCCUAACCAACCCAUGGAUUUGCUCACUGGCAGGGAAUGCCUAAACGGGUUGCUUGAUUAUGUGGAGAGGUGUAAGCGACCAAUGGGCCGAGCUGCACGAAUACUUGCUAGAGUUCUAAGCAAUGACCUAUGCCUAAUGAGUAUACUGAGGCAAAGGCUAGCCCUAAGGUUACACUAUAUGUCUGUAAACUCAAAGCACCCACCCACUCAAUGCACGCAAUGCAAACAAAUUAUGAGGUUGAGCUCAAAAUUGUUGUCUCAAUUGACAUUGAUAGCCGAAUCGAGUUUUGGUAUUGGUAAAAUCAGUUACCAUUUGUUGAAAGGGAGCUCAUCCAUGAAGCAAACACUUUCUUUGACGCUACCUUACGUUGUCAGGACUGAAAAAUCUCUGAAAAAAUAUUUGAUAGAUUGCAAUGGUUUGAAUUUAUUGUUUAACAUCAUUGCGGAAUCCAAAGAAGAUAUUCAAGACUGUGUAACAGCUUUAGUAAAGCUUGCAAACAAUGUUCACAUUAAGGAUCCUAAACUUUUGGAAAACAGAUACAAAGGUAAGGUUCAGGUGAAUUAUGAUCCAAUUCUUGAUAAUUUAUCACCAGAAGAUAUAGUUAUCUUUCAGUUAGAUGACUCAACAACCGUAAGGGCCAAUAAACUAUUUUUGUGUCAGCAUUCUGAUGUCUUUAGUGCUAUGUUAAUGGGAAGAUUCAAAGAAUCUGGUGAGAAGUUGGUACGUCUUAAGAACGUAUCAAAACUUGCGUUAGAAUAUUUAAUAACUCUUCUUCAAUGUGGAUUAAACAAUCCCAAAUGUGAAAUUGAAAUUUUCCCAUUGGCUGAAAGUUUAGAAACAAAUUUGGAGGUGUUGCUAUUGGCUGACAGGUUUUUGUUUGAAAAGUUGAAGGAAUUGUUAAGUAGCGCUAUAUUACAAUUUAAAUUGGCACCUAACACUGCAGAUAGAAUCUAUAUUUGGUCAUUGAGUGAAGGUAUGGGAUUUUUAUGUGUCGAAGCUGUAGCAUAUUUAUUAACAGGGCGAAUGUCAGAACAAGAAAGACUUAAAUCAUUUCAAAACAUUCUUAAUCUACAAUUCAAAGAUCAGUGGUUGGAGGACAUUAAGUCAAUGAUUGUAAGGCAAUUGGUAAAGUAAAUGACAAGACAAAUGUGUUGCAAUUAUUUACAGUUACAUGACAAAACUAAUUUACGUAUUAAAUAGGAUUGAAGAAGACAAACUAAAUACUUAAAUUAUUGGUGUACAUAUAUCCUAUAUUACAUUUUAAACAUAAUAUAUGAAAUAUAUUCUCGGAUUCUUGCCUUUAUCAACAAAGUAGAUUAUUCUGGAUUUCUUUUAUCAGACUAAGAAUUAAGUAGUUAUUUGAAUACUGUGUAAAAAAAAUAUUAAAAUCAUAACCAUGAAUGUAUUGUCUCAAUGUCAAGAGUGUCUCAAUGUUAUUAAUUAAAAACAUGUCUACAUAGUAGUAGUGUUACAGAGUAUACGUCUACAAUAUAACUAUUAAAGGGUGUCUUAACAAAACUACAGUAAAAGCCAAACAAAAUUGAUGUAAAAAUUUCGAAAAAGUAUUUAAAACUUUUUUAACAAGUGUUUUGAUUCAUUGAAUUUGAUAUUUGGUAAGUUUAGGCACCCUUAAAAACAUUCCAUAAUCUUGAUGUAUUCAAAUCAUAUUUGUCUAUAUUAUAUAUUUGAAAUUAUGUGUAUUAAUGUGAAAUCAAUGGGGUAAACAAUAAUAAUAAAUGUGUUACUGUAUUAUCUCUGUAUUCAAUAAAUCAUAAUGAAAUAAAGAUGAAAUACAACA
This is a messenger RNA of Melitaea cinxia (Glanville fritillary), 4075 nucleotides long. RefSeq names its product armadillo repeat-containing protein 5 (gene Rnb). The transcript is spliced from 12 exons. Gene Ontology annotation, molecular function: protein binding. Gene Ontology annotation, biological process: anatomical structure morphogenesis. The record is from RefSeq and is a predicted model, not a curated record. Gene Ontology annotation, cellular component: cytosol. Lineage: Eukaryota; Metazoa; Arthropoda; Insecta; Lepidoptera; Nymphalidae. The coding region runs from base 178 to 3411 and encodes 1077 amino acids.